Molecule: messenger RNA, 1521 nt
Organism: Capsaspora owczarzaki ATCC 30864
Lineage: Eukaryota; Filasterea; Ministeriida; Capsasporidae
Product: HAD-superfamily subfamily IIA hydrolase
Exons: 2
Coding region: 30-1232 (400 amino acids)
Biological process (GO): glycerophospholipid biosynthetic process
Cellular component (GO): mitochondrion
Source: RefSeq, a predicted model, not a curated record
CACUCCUUUGUUCCAGUACAAUCCCGCUCAUGUCGUUCGGCAUUGCGUUUGACAUUGACGGCGUGCUGUUCCAGGCGGGCGCUGGGGCGUAUGUGCCGCUGCCUGGCGCACGCGACGUGCUGCUUGCACUGAACGAGCCCGCGCCGCCGCACCGGAUCACCGUCCCACACGUCUACUUGACAAACGGCACGGGCACGACCGAGGCGGGCAAGGCAGAGCAGCUGCGCAAGACGCUCAACCUCCCGUUCGAGUUGCCACCGCACCAGGUGGUCUUGGCCAGCUCGCCGCUCUGCGAACUGCCAGCGAUCUGGGCUGCUUCAAGGCGACCCGACGGGACAGCUGCAACAGCCACAUCGUCCAUUCCAUCUGCUGGUUCAGAGCACGACGAGGACAAGAAGAAGAAGAAGCAGCCGCGCGUGCUCGUUCUUUCGCACUCACACGACAAUGCAGUCAUGCUGGCUCGCUCGUCCGGGUUUACCAACAUUGCGACAGUCCAGGAGUUCCUGCAAAAGUACCCAUUCUUGGUUCCCGUGAAGGGCAAGGCGCCUGGUGCGACGAGCGCGACGCUGACGACCGACGAGCUGGCUGCGCGGCAGAAGGCGCUGGAGUUGGAAGAGCCCUUCCACAGCGUGCUGCUGUACCAGUCACCAGAGGACUGGGAGUCGGCUCUGCAGAUUUGCACCGAUGUGCUUCGGUCGCGGGAUGGUCGGAUUGCCGGUCGCCACAACGAUCUGCUCCCGAACGAACCGCAAUUUGUGGAGUUGCACUCGGGCAAUCCAGACUUUGACUAUGGUGCCCUGCAUGCGACGCCACGCAUUACCCUUGGUGCGUUUCGUCGCUGUCUCGAGAUGGUCUUCCUCGAGUCGACCGGCAGAACGCUGGUCAGCUCGUUGUACGGCAAACCGUACCCCAGUGUGUACGACUAUGCGCGACGCCUGCUUGAAGCCCAAGCUGCCGAUAUUGCACAGCGAAGCGCCUCCGAGGGUGGUGCAACCCCCGCCGGCGCCUCCUCCGGCGACGCUCGCAUUGCGCGAGUGUACGCCGUUGGCGACAACCCAUUGUCCGAUAUCAAGGGCGCCAACACUGCGGGCUGGCACAGCAUCCUCGUGCGUACAGGCUGUUUCACGGGUCCAGGCAACCACGACGAGCACCCCGCAACCCAUGUCUGUCACGGCGUGAAGGAGGCCUUGGAUUGGAUUCUUUCGCAAGAGCGCGCGCAAACACAACAAUGAUUCUGGGCUUUUUCAAUUGUUGGAUGUGGUUGACUUUGAGCUGGGUUUUGUCAAAGAGGGACUCGCAGCCACAACAUGCGUCUGAGCUGCGUGAGCUGAGCGAGGUGCCUGUUCUUCGUUUUUCGUUCGUUUUUUUUCUGUGUUCUGCUCGCGCUGCCGCACAUCGCCUUUUGACUGGUGUUCGGUUCCUACGUUGCUCUUUUGCUUGUCUGCUGCUUCGUCACAAUUGCGAUGCCAUUUUUGCCUUGACUUCCUUUUUUCUUUUUUUUUUCUUUUUUUUUUUUUUCCC